AUGUGGGAAGAUCACGGAACUAUUAUCUGUGGGAACAGAGCGUCUUCUGACACACCCGACGAAAUUUAUUCAAGUCCUGCUUCCGACCAACUAGGCCAGGCCCCGGAUGCAACUUUGGUUGUAACCUCGCCCCCACUUCCAUCAGCAACAGCAAAACCCAAAGAUCGCACACGAAGUCAUCAUCGAGUUAGAAAGAAGUCGAGCAGGAGGAAGAAGGGAGAAUCUCCUCCCACGUCACCAUCAACUAAUAGGAGUUCGCGAGAACCGUCCACCAUGCUCGAAGAAUCUGGGUCGAGUAUGAACCGCAACCAGCUAUCUUAUGCGUAUCAAGGUCAAACGUAUUCUGGGGCGAGUUCGAUGUCUGGCCUCCAACAACAGUCGGUCGCGCAACUUCCAACUCCACCAUACCAGACCAUGCAGUCCACGAUACAAGGGCCGCAGGGUUUUGUUCCUUAUCGAACAGGGCAAACGUUCGACAGUCAGGAUGCAUAUCAAAUGACUUACUCGCCGCAGCCAAAAGCUAGUAAUUCUGUAGGCUGUUCAAGUCGAAUCGAAGAUAUUACAAGGAGUCCGAACGAACAACAGGACAACAUGGAUCCCAACCAACCGUAUAUCAGAUCACAGUAUAUAAUGCCAAAUCAGGAUUCAGUCUGGAGAGCAACACGCUAG
Molecule: messenger RNA, 669 nt
Organism: Hyaloscypha bicolor E
Lineage: Eukaryota; Fungi; Ascomycota; Leotiomycetes; Helotiales; Hyaloscyphaceae
Exons: 2
Coding region: 1-669 (222 amino acids)
Source: RefSeq, a predicted model, not a curated record